AUGAAUCUGCCCAUAGAGGUCGGCUGUUUCUCUUUGGACUCGGAACGAAGGUUUUUUAAUGACAGGAGACAGCUGAGAUAUUAUGCAGAACCAGCCUUGAAUCCCAGCUUUGAUCUCAAAGAUGGAUUCAAAGACCGUUAUGUAAAAAGAGAUGAAAGUGUGAAAGAGAAGCUGGAUCAUAUCCUGAGGUGGAUUACUUCCAACAAAGCUAAAGUCACAACAAAAGAUUCGUCAAAACCCACUCUGGAUGUGGACUUUGUGAUGUGGCGGGGACAUCUGACCAAACUGCUCACUACUCCAUAUGAGAAUCGAGAAGGCUGGAUGUUCGCUGUGACCAGGUUUAGGGGAACAAUUUACAUCAGCGAAGUAGAGACUGAGGCGGCUCGCAGGGAUCGUGACAAUCGCACUGAGAGACACAGUGAAAUGAUGUACUGGGGAUACAAGUUUGAGCAGUACAUGUGUGCAGAUAAAAUUGAGAGUUCACCUGACCCCAGUGGAGUGGUUAACACUAAUGAAGCAUAUUGCACAGUGGUGCGAACUCGCCUCGCAACUCACAAACUCCUGUUCUCUGGUGAAGUGGACUGCCGCGUGAGAGAGCCCAAAGAUCCCCCGUCCUGCUACGUCGAGCUCAAAACAUCAGCUGAAAUCUGCACUCCAAAACAACGCAGCAACUUCCACAGGUUCAAGUUGUUAAAGUGGUGGGCGCAGUCAUUUAUGCCCGGUGUGCCUCAAGUUGUUGCAGGAUUUCGGGAUCAUGAUGGCAUCGUUGUUAAAGUGGAGACAUUCCAGAUUUCUAAAAUGUCACAACUGAUUAAGGGUGAGAAUAACUGCUGGAAACCUACAGUCUGUAUGAACUUUUGCAAUGACUUUCUGACAUUUGUCAAAGAUGUGGUCUCUGAGGACGAUCCAAGUGUUGUCUACUUGUUCUCCUGGGAGCCGCGCAGAGAUGUUGGUUUCACUAUUCAUAGAGACUCGCAGUAUGGCUUCCUACCAGAGUGGUACAUAAAUGAGAUCACCAGGACAGACACAUAG
Molecule: messenger RNA, 1032 nt
Organism: Knipowitschia caucasica
Lineage: Eukaryota; Metazoa; Chordata; Actinopteri; Gobiiformes; Gobiidae
Source: the annotation of a GenBank genome assembly